UUUCUUUCUAUUUUUUUUUUUGUCCUGGUUUAGUGAGAAUUUCAUUUGGUGCUUUUCUUUCUUUUCUUUUGUAAUUCCUUUCACGGCCGGCAGUUGCUUCCUUGUUCCCCUCGUCAUUUUGGCGGCAACGAGCGUGGCCGGAGUUUUUGGUUUUCCGUGGAUCCAUCCCCCAUUAUUUUUCGUAGAUACAUCUUUCUGCAAAUUGGGGAGGGAGGACAUGGAGUGGACGCCGGCGGUGGCGAUGAACGUGGUCGAUUGGUGGGAAGACGUCAACAAUUCCACGGUUUGGCAGAACAGGAUCUUCUAUACCCUCUCCGCCCUCUACGGAUUAGUUGCUGCCGUGGCCCUCAUACAACUUGUGCGAAUUGAAGUAAGAGUUCCCGAAUAUGGUUGGACCACACAGAAGGUUUUCCAUUUUUUGAAUUUUGUAGUCAAUGGAGUUAGGUCUGUGGUGUUUGUUUUCCGUAGGGGUGUACAGAGAAUGACACCUGAGAUUCUCCAACAUGCUCUUCUAGAUAUGCCUAGUCUUGUAUUUUUUACAACAUACGCAUUGCUGGUUCUUUUCUGGGCCGAAAUAUACUAUCAGGCGAGGGGUAUAUCUACUGAUGGUUUGAGGCCAACCUUCCUCACGAUAAACGGGGUGAUUUAUGCAAUUCAGAUAGCACUGUGGUUGGUUAUGUGGUGGAAGCCUGUUCAUUUUGUGGUCACCCUCUCCAAGCUUUUCUUUGCAGCGGUGUCAUUGUUUGCAUCCCUCGGAUUCCUUCUCUAUGGCGGGAGGCUUUUCCUGAUGCUGCAACGAUUUCCUGUUGAAUCAAAAGGGCGACGUAAAAAGUUACAGGAGGUUGGCUAUGUUACCACCAUAUGUUUCACAUGUUUCUUGAUUAGGUGUAUCAUGAUGUGCUUCUGUGCAUUUGAAAAAGCUGCAAACCUUGACGUUUUGAACCAUCCUGUUCUGAAUUUCAUAUAUUACGUGCUUGUGGAAAUCGUCCCGUCUGCUCUGGUGCUUUUCAUUUUGAGGAAGUUGCCGCCGAAGCGUGGUGUUACCCAAUAUCACCCCAUCCGUUAGAGAAGACAGGCAGAAAGCAGCGUCUCAUGCAGCAAUUACCCAUCAAAGAGGAGGGAUUAUGAGGAACUUUUAUGCCAGCCAACCUAAUUUGACCAAGAGGCAAGUUUAUGUUUGUAAGCUUUAAAAUGUUCGCUCUUGGUGUGAGAUCUGGAACAUGGUUAUAUCGUUAUCCUGCAUGCCAUGCUUCUCAGCGAUCACCCACGCUUGUGUCUCCAGACUAUCUGUAAAGUUGUGAAAUAUCUAAAGAAGUUUACGAGAAGGUCGUACAUCUA
Nymphaea colorata (pocket water lily) is the source of this 1338-nucleotide messenger RNA. RefSeq names its product tobamovirus multiplication protein 3-like. The transcript has 11 exons. The coding region runs from base 218 to 1066 and encodes 282 amino acids. The record is from RefSeq and is a predicted model, not a curated record. Lineage: Eukaryota; Viridiplantae; Streptophyta; Magnoliopsida; Nymphaeales; Nymphaeaceae.